CUCCCGGCCCGCGCGCUCCGGGCUCCGGCUUCUCCCGGCUCCUGUCAGUGCGGUGACUGCGCUGGGAAACAUGGCGACCGAGGGAAUGAUCCUCACUAACCACGACCAUCAAAUCCGUGUCGGAGUCCUCACAGUGAGUGAUAGUUGCUUCAGGAAUCUUGCAGAAGAUCGCAGUGGGAUAAAUCUCAAAGAUCUCGUACAAGAUCCUUCUUUGUUGGGUGGGACUAUAUCAGCAUACAAGAUAGUACCAGAUGAAAUAGAAGAAAUCAAGGAAACCCUGAUAGAUUGGUGUGAUGAAAAGGAACUUAAUUUGAUAUUAACAACUGGAGGAACAGGGUUUGCACCACGAGAUGUCACUCCAGAGAAAUUCCCAACAUUCCCAUUUUGUGGGCUCCAGAAAGGGGCCACAAAAGAAGUAAUAGAACGGGAAGCGCCAGGGAUGGCCCUGGCAAUGCUGAUGGGAUCACUUAAUGUUACACCUCUGGGCAUGCUCUCUAGGCCUGUAUGUGGAAUCAGAGGUAAAACUCUCAUAAUUAACCUGCCAGGUAGCAAGAAAGGAUCUCAGGAAUGCUUUCAGUUUAUACUGCCAGCUCUACCUCAUGCCAUUGACCUUUUACGUGAUGCCAUUGUAAAAGUAAAGGAAGUGCAUGAUGAACUUGAAGAUUUACCUUCCCCACCACCUCCUCUUUCCCCUCCUCCCACAACUAGCCCCCAUAAGCAGACAGAAGACAAAGGGGUUCAAUGUGAGGAAGAGGAAGAAGAGAAGAAAGACAGUGGUGUUGCUUCAACAGAGGAUAGUUCUUCAUCACAUAUAACUGCAGCAGCCAUUGCUGCCAAGAAGCAUCCAUUCUACACCAGUCCAGCUGUUAUCAUGGCACACGGUGAGCAGCCCAUUCCUGGUCUCAUCAAUUAUUCCCAUCAUGCAACAGACAGUACAGAUGAACGGAUUCCAGAUUCCAUCAUUUCUCGUGGUGUUCAGGUGCUCCCACGAGACACAGCCUCCCUCAGCACUACUCCUUCAGAAUCGCCUCGUGCUCAGGCUACAUCUCGCCUUUCUACAGCUUCCUGCCCAACACCAAAACAAAUUAGACGGCCGGAUGAAAGCAAAGGAGUUGCUAGUAGAGUUGGAUCCCUCAAACUCCAUCGAAAGCUGGAGGAGCUCAGAGAUCACCUAGAAGGCAAUGUGAAAGGAUACUCUCUCAGAGUAAAUGUCCAGUCCAGGUGCAGCAGCAAGGAGAACAUUCUCAGAGCCAGUCACAGUGCUGUCGAUAUCACCAAGGUGGCUAGAAGACACCGCAUGUCUCCUUUUCCUCUAACAUCUAUGGACAAAGCCUUCAUCACAGUCCUGGAGAUGACUCCGGUGCUUGGGACAGAAAUCAUCAACUACCGAGAUGGAAUGGGGCGAGUCCUUGCUCAAGAUGUGUAUGCAAAAGACAACCUACCCCCCUUUCCAGCAUCAGUAAAAGAUGGCUAUGCUGUCCGAGCUGCCGAUGGCCCAGGAGAUCGUUUCAUCAUUGGGGAAUCCCAAGCUGGUGAACAGCCGACUCAGACAGUAAUGCCAGGACAAGUCAUGCGGGUUACAACAGGUGCUCCAAUACCCUGCGGUGCUGAUGCAGUAGUACAAGUAGAAGAUACCGAACUAAUCAGGGAAUCCGAUGAUGUACGUCAUCACCAGGGCACUGAGGAACUUGAAGUACGAAUUCUGGUGCAAGCUCGGCCAGGCCAAGAUAUCAGACCCAUCGGCCAUGACAUUAAAAGAGGGGAAUGCGUUUUGGCCAAAGGAACCCAUAUGGGCCCCUCAGAGAUUGGUCUUCUGGCAACUGUAGGCGUCACAGAGGUUGAAGUUAAUAAGUUUCCAGUUGUUGCAGUCAUGUCAACAGGGAAUGAGCUGCUAAAUCCUGAAGAUGACCUCUUACCAGGAAAGAUUCGAGACAGCAAUCGUUCAACCCUCUUAGCAACAAUUCAGGAACAUGGUUACCCCACAAUCAACUUGGGAAUUGUGGGAGACAACCCAGAUGACUUACUCAAUGCCUUGAAUGAGGGUAUCAGUCGUGCUGAUGUCAUCAUCACAUCAGGGGGUGUAUCCAUGGGGGAAAAGGACUAUCUCAAGCAGGUGCUGGACAUUGAUCUUCAUGCUCAGAUCCAUUUUGGCAGGGUUUUUAUGAAACCAGGCCUGCCAACAACAUUUGCAACCUUGGAUAUUGAUGGUGUAAGAAAAAUAAUCUUUGCACUACCAGGGAAUCCUGUGUCAGCCGUGGUCACCUGCAACCUCUUUGUUGUGCCUGCACUGAGAAAGAUGCAGGGCAUCUUGGAUCCUCGGCCAACCAUCAUCAAAGCCAGGUUAUCAUGUGAUGUAAAACUGGAUCCUCGCCCAGAAUACCAUCGCUGUAUAUUGACUUGGCAUCACCAAGAACCACUGCCUUGGGCACAGAGCACAGGUAAUCAGAUGAGCAGCCGUCUGAUGAGCAUGCGCAGCGCCAAUGGCUUGUUGAUGCUACCUCCAAAGACAGAGCAGUACGUGGAACUCCACAAGGGCGAGGUGGUGGAUGUCAUGGUCAUUGGACGGCUAUGAUGGUCCCAGAGGGAGAAAGCUUUGAUGCAUGUCCACAUAUCAUUGACUGUAUCCUGUAAUAUGCAACGGCACAGCUAGUUUUUCUGAUCUGGAUAAAAGUUGAUCUGUAUAGUCAACAUCUUGAACUAUAUUUCAAAAGAAUUUAAAUACCUUUUAAAGAAAAAACACCUAAAAAUAAAUCUUAACAGACAACUCUAUUCUGAUUAUAUCAAAGCAAAUUUUUUCUUUCUUGCAAAUUGCUUUGUGUGUUCAAUGCUAGGUCUGAUAGCGAUAGCUUUUAGUAGACAGCAGUAGGUGCCUGCAGAACUUGUGUUUUUCUCAUCUUUAAAAUACAACUAAUUAUGCUCUUAAUCAAGGCUGUCUGCUUAUUUAUACUAGCGUAGGCAACACUUGGAUUUCCCUUCUUAGUAUGCUUCAUAACCGCUUUUCAGAGAGCUUUUGCUUGUUCUUUAUCAUGUAUCGUGUUUAUGUGCACAGUGCCAACAGAAGAGUGACCGGGUGGAGGCCCAGCCCUGCUGCAGGGAGCACCCUCACCUGCAGAGCGCCCGGGAGGCGCCUCACCCCGGUAGCCUCGUGGCACAGUACUCUGGGGCGGUAACUGGACACCUUUUAUUUGAAUAAACAAACUGGGGGAAAAAUGCUUCCUUAAGUGCUGACAGCCUUUUUAACCAAUACAUUUAAAAUUGUACAGAACAAAAAAUAAAAUCAAAGACUGAUCUUGUACAGAUAUUAGUGUUACCAGCAUUCAUGUGGAAAUCAAGAGCAAAGAAAAAAUAAUGUUAACAACUCUGUACCAUAACAUUUUCUGUAAUGAUACUGAAACUUAAUGAAUAAAAAAAAUCCUUGAUCAUUAUUUAAAAA
Lynx canadensis (Canada lynx) is the source of this 3433-nucleotide messenger RNA. RefSeq names its product gephyrin (gene GPHN). Gene Ontology annotation, biological process: gamma-aminobutyric acid receptor clustering; Mo-molybdopterin cofactor biosynthetic process; glycine receptor clustering. The coding region runs from base 71 to 2572 and encodes 833 amino acids. Gene Ontology annotation, molecular function: molybdopterin molybdotransferase activity. The record is from RefSeq and is a predicted model, not a curated record. Lineage: Eukaryota; Metazoa; Chordata; Mammalia; Carnivora; Felidae. The transcript has 26 exons. Gene Ontology annotation, cellular component: cytosol; cytoplasm; postsynaptic specialization.